UUACUUUGGCUAUGAUCAUUUUUAUUAUUGUUCGUUCCAUGGGAAAAAUCUUGUAGCCUAUUACACAAUGUGCUACGUCAUUGUGACAUCGCGGACGCUGUUGUGGACGCUGUUGACAAUAGCGACUUUUUUAGCUAUGGUAGCGGCAGUGAUUACACCCAGUUGGCUAAUUGGGUCACCCAGAAAACCUGGCUUAAGGUCAAGAUUUCAGACAGACAUGAACAAAGGCGAAAUGUAUUCUCCAACAUUAGGUAUAUAUAACCGUUGCACCAAGCUUCACAAAGUGGAUCAGCUAUUCACUGAUAGCUGUGCACCAUUUGUAACAAGCUUCGGGAUGCCUUCGAAUGAGUUUCCCAACUUUUGGAAAGCAGCACUGGUGUUUUUUGCCUUUGGAAUAGCAUUAAUAGUGCUCACAGUGUUUACAUCAGUGCUGGGAUGUUGCAUUCGUAGUAUUGUGAAGAAGAGCAUUUUCACCAUUUCGGGAACAAUACAGGCUAUUGCAGGCCUCUUAUUCAUCCUGGGGCUAGUUCUUUAUCCGGCCGGUUGGGGUAGUACACGUGUCCAGCUUGUCUGUGGAGAAAAUUCACAUCCGUUUUUGUUGGGAGAUUGUAGACUGGGAUGGGCAUUUUAUCUGGCCAUUGGAAGCACGAUCAUGACCUGCGUCUGUUCUGUUUUAUCAAUUCAGGCAGAAGUUUCCACGUCUUCUGACAAAGUACAGGACGAGAUCCUUGAAGGAAAGAACUUGAUUUGUGUGUUAUAGUAUGCUACAAUGUUUGUCUCUUUUGUUUGCUUAUGUGGUUAAUGAAAAUGUUCAAUGAAUUAAACGUGUGAUAAGUGGUGGCAGGUGGCAAUAUAUAUCGGUGGAAAAUGAUAAUUUAGACAAAACAUUUAACUGUUAAAUAACAAUAAUUUUGUGUUCAUAUUAUGUCGGUUAGUUUAAUUAUAAACUAAUUAUUGUAUUUGGUAUACGGAAUAAAUAAAUGGUAACAAGGGUGUUCGAGGUGGAAACAGUAUUCAAAUAUUUUAAAGUUUAAUCUUUGUAAUGUUUUUGAUUAAUAGUUUGAAAUUAAUACUUUAAAGAUAGCGUUACAUUAUCUAUAAUAGAUUCCACGUUCUAUUUACGUUCUUUUGUAUAUUGGGUAUCUCGUCGAUAUUAACAUCUCGUGAAUUGUUGGAAUGCUAAAUCAAGAAAUAUAUUUCUGUCUGAAAUGGAAAUUUAGAAUAUAUACAUGCACGUGUGUUUAAAACCAAAACCAAAACAAAAGGCUUUUAAAUUGUGUUUUUCUAACUUGUUUUAUGUCACCGAGUGUGAUUUGAUGAAGCAUUAUUAUCUUCAUCUCAUUUUCUGAAGUAUGCUAUUCAUUUGAAUAGAACAAACAUAUAUUUCAUAUUAGAAAAUACUUUAUAUGGUGGCUUAAACUGUGUGGAAUUUCUGAUGUUAAAAAAAAAAAAGUUCUUCGCUUUGCGUAUAUUGUUUCUGAAAUUCCUGAAGGCAAACAAAUGUACUCUGUGUAAUACAUGCAACUGUAUCCCAUAUAAAAAAAAAAA
Molecule: messenger RNA, 1548 nt
Organism: Limulus polyphemus (Atlantic horseshoe crab)
Lineage: Eukaryota; Metazoa; Arthropoda; Merostomata; Xiphosura; Limulidae
Product: lipoma HMGIC fusion partner-like 2 protein
Exons: 6
Coding region: 68-760 (230 amino acids)
Cellular component (GO): membrane
Source: RefSeq, a predicted model, not a curated record